Molecule: messenger RNA, 4201 nt
Organism: Protopterus annectens (West African lungfish)
Lineage: Eukaryota; Metazoa; Chordata; Ceratodontiformes; Protopteridae
Product: hemicentin-1-like
Exons: 10
Coding region: 818-1807 (329 amino acids)
Source: RefSeq, a predicted model, not a curated record
UAUUUUUUUUUUUUUUACACUAAAUCAAAGCUUGGUGCCAAAAUGUGAAAGUGGCGCGCGCACUUGGAACAACUCAUCCUGAUGAGAAAAUAUUAUAUUUAUGCAGGCAUUUGUAUCUGGGUCAGGGUGAUUUAUUUGUAUUUACCAAAAACUGUUAUAAUUGCAAAAGUUCAGUCUGAGUUACAAAAAAAUUAAUGAAAAGAAAAUUUUAGUUGUGCUUCUUUGCUUCGUUUUUAGAUCAAGUUUUUAAUUGCGAAUUUGCGCUGCACUUUAGUGAAACUGUAUUUUGACUACGCACUCUUGCAAUCCUUAGUAACUAAGUGUGUGUGACUGGGACAUGGUUAAUGUUCUGUCAUGGGCUUCUCUAGUGCUAUUAUAUGCUCAGUUUCCUCUGUUGUAAGCUGGAAAAAAUAAGUAAUCGGAAAAUUAAUGCCGGAAAAUCUUUACUCAAGGGCUAUAGUAUAGCCUCCUACUACUAGCGAGUCAGUACAAGAAUUCAGGACAAGAACAUUUCUCAGUGACAAGUUAAAUCCUUAAAACAGGAUGUAGCUUCGUCACAAGCCAGUUAUUUUUGACUCAAUUAGACUUCUGUUGCAGAUGACUUCCCGCCGCCUUGGAACAGGAGUGUCAAGAGUAGACUGUAACAGCAGUACAGCUGGUUGUGUCUGUUGUCUGUCACUGUUUGGGAGGAAAUAAAUCAAACGAUGCAUAAGGUAACAGUGAGGAAGAGACCACAGACACUGCUAGUAGAAUAAGGAAACAGUAAAUUGUAUCCCUGUUCCAUCUGAAAGGGACAUGGGCUCAAAGAGUUCUGAAGAUGCAGCCUGGAACAAUAAUGCUGAUUCUGUGCCUCCUUUUUAUCUGCAUGUCUGUGCUGACUGGUCUUCAACAAGUACAACUUAAAAUAGGUAAUGAAGUUAAUGGAACCAUACCUAUAACAUGUUCUACAAGUGACAUGCAGCCUGUGAAAUUCCAGUGGUACAAAUAUGACAACAAUGACUGGUCACUAUAUAAAGAUGGUGAUAUACUAAAAGAAAAAGUCAGUGGAAAUGGUCGAUUUUUUUGCCUAGCUUCAGAUGGAUCUUCUAGCAUUCAGUCAGCAGCUGUUUACUUAACUAACUUUUCUUUACCAUCUGUUAACGUCAGUCAAAAAAAUAAUAGUAAAACAACAACUUUAAUAUGUACUGCAAAGUGCAACCCUGAAGCUACAGAAUACGUUUGGUUCUUGAAUAACAAACAGUACAAGAGACAACCUGGGGAGGUUCUAAAGUUCUGGAAUAUUCAAGAAAGUGAUAAAGGAAGCUACACUUGUAAAGCAACAAAUCAACAGGGUACUGGUGUAUCGCCGUCAUUUGUUUUAAAAGUACCACCCGAACUUGAAGACAGACUUUCUUCACCUAAAUCAGAUAACCCAGCUAACAUUUUGCCUGUGAUAAUCGGUCUAGUCCUGAUAGUUGCUUCAGUUGCAAUAUUUAUUGCUGCCUGUGCCUGGUGGAGAAAAAAAGCAAUUCUUCUCAAGCGAAAAGACUCUACCACACGGAUGCUAAUGAAGACUAUGGAUGAAGAGAAAGAAGAUGGAGAAAAGGGUAUCUAUGCAACUGUGGAGGGUACUGUGUCAUCUGAAGCUGAUAAAGGCAAAGGAGUUUAUGCUAAACUGGAUGCUACAGCCAAAGAAUCUGACUACGAUGCCAUCAAGGGAACUAAUUCUGAUGGUGGUGAAGGAAAAGGUGUUUACACAGGACUGACAGGUCAAUCAAGUCAAUCAGAUUAUCAGGUGUUAAAGCAAAAAGAUGAAUCAAAUCUGUAAGAACAAGAAUUAAAGAAGCCAGUGCACAACGUUAUAUUGCAAAAGAAUAUUACAUCUGUGGGAAGAAAACAAAAGACCAUUUCAAGUGCCUCGUUGAUAUUUUCAUUUAAACUCUCAGAUUAUUUACAGUAUACUCUACACUUGAGCUCUUUGUAUCACUCCUGUACAUUUUGUAUGUGUUUAAGUUCCAUGCCUGAUGACCAUUAAGCCACAGACACUGUUCAUUUGUUCACUGUCACCAGGGUAAAAGAAAUCCAUGUCACAGCCAUAUUUCAGGCAGCUAAAGGGGGUAAUCUGUGUCCUCACUGGCACUGCAGCCAUAAAAUGUGUGUGUUUUAUAAGUGCUAACACCACCCCAGGUUCAGGAAGAUGCACACUCUGCUUCAUCAAAUCCAAGCUCCUGUGAACCAGCUGUUCCUGCAUUAUUGCGCCUCCUCCAAGGGAUUAUCACUUUGGAUGGCCCACUCUGCCCUCCUCGAAUCACAAAAUAGUUACACCCACCUUCCCCAAAACAGCUCCAACAAAUAUCCAGGCUGAUGAUCAAAUUAUAGUAACCUGGAAUGCAGUCUGGGCUUUCUUCUUCUAUGCCAACAGAGCUGAUUUCUGUCCUUGUUGUACUUUAAGAAAAAUACAAAUCAUAUGUUUGAUAUAUGCUCAAUAGCAUUUCAUUUUUAUAGCUUGGUAUACACAUUUUGACUUUAUGUAUGCUCAGUAACAUUUAAUUUUAUGGUUCAGUAUACAUAUUUGACUUUUCAUGUUUCUUUUCUGCAUAAUACAGUGACAAAUGAGCAGGUUUAUUCAUUAACCUGAUGCUGUUCAUCAGACGGACUAAAAAGCAUUAAAAUGUAUUUAUUGUGCAUCACCCCAUUUGAUGCUCUGACUAUAAGACUGCAGUAGCAGGUGCAACUGACCUGGGUGCAAAGUGUUAGAGGAUGCAAUCUUAUUGUUCAUUCAUCAUCCUGACUGCUCUGAAUGCAAUACAGGCUUUUAAAAGCAAGUAUUGCAUUUUUGGUCAAACUUGAGUAUUGUAGCAUUUUGUGUGUGGUCUAACUAUAGCAUCUGCUUGCUACAUUGCUUGCCACUGUUUGCUACAAUUUCAAUGUAAAACAAUUUUCUUUUUUUUUAACUAAAACCUGAGUGAUGUAGCACUCUGUGUAGGAUAUAAGCUGUAGCAACAGUUUAGAAUAGAUUUUAUUUUAAGUAAAACCUGAGUGCUCUAGUGUUCCAUUGAGAGUAUAAAUUGUAACAAAUUUUGGCUACAUAUGUAGCAAGCAGUUUGCUACAGUUUAAAUGUAAAUAAGAUCUAUUUUUAACUAAAACCAGCAAUUUAUCACUCAGUGAAUGAUAUAAACUGUAACAACUGCUUCCUACAUUUCUAGCAAGCAGUUUGCUACAGUUUAAAAAGCAAUAUAAUUGUUAUUAUUUUUUACUGCAAUGUAAGGAAGGAUGGUUGGGGGCAGUGUACAGAAAUAGGACCUGAAUGGCUGGGCAGGACGGGUGUCUCCUUUAUCCGAAUCCUGGCUGCCCUCUUCAUCCCACAUUAACUACCCCUCUAGGCAACUGUUUGGAGCUACAAAGAUAGAUAUCACACACUAAAGUUGUCAGCGAGGCACCUGUAAAGUUGUAUAUGAAGGGGAAAACAAGGCUUUUUCUGCUCAGUGUCACCCUUGAAACUCACUGGGAGUUUUUUCUUCUUUUCUUUUUGUCGACACCCAACCCCUCUUUCUGCCCAUUGUUGCCAAAGCCCUGUACAAUGCUGUUUCUGGCAGGCUUGUUUCAGGUGCAUGAAUCUUGCUCACUUGUGAAAGUGGCAAGAAUGCUCUGCACUUCUUGGCAAUCUUACACCUCCAGAGACCUAAAUACAAGUGCUCUGUCCCUGGGCCCUACCACAGAUGAAGCUCUUACUGCAGGACUUAGAAUCUCUCUGGGAUGGGAGAACCAACAUCGGCUUCUCAUUCCCAUCCCUUCCUGGUUGGCUGCUCCAGCACCAAUGCCAGUAGAAAAUGUUGGCUGGGACAUUGUCAUCUGCACCCCAGCAUUGCCUCCACUUGGUGCAAACAGGAAGAGCUUGCACAGGUACAGCACUAAAUGCAGGGCAUUUGUUUACACUGAUAGUCAGAGAGGCACCUGUUAAAGUUCCAGGGCUUACAGCACUCCAUUUUCUUCACUGAUGUAACAACAUAUUCUACACAUUUUCAGGAGAUACUAUGUCUGCCCUUACUGCUGGGCAUAUAUAGAUAAUAUGGAUGGAAUCUCAGACUUGCCAAACUUUGUCUCCAAUAUUUUCAGGCUAUGACAUAAGUCUCCUAACAGCAAGCAAGGAAUAAAGAAAAUUCAGUCCCACUCAUUUCAUAUUCCCUUGGUUCAUCUGUCUGGAAUACACACACACAUAUA